GGCACGCGUCCUCGUUAGUAUAGUGGACAGUAUCUCCGCCUGUCACGCGGAAGACCGGGGUUCGAUUCCCCGACGGGGAGACUUAUGCUUCCUACCAGCAGCUAAUUGUUUUACCCACAAGGACAGGGGCUUCAAGCUCGUGCUGCUCUCCAGCCGAGGUGAGCUGAGGAAGGGUUAACCUUCCCUACUACAAUGGAGGCAAUCUAAAUCAAAUUGCCAACCAAGCAGUCAUCAAUGUACCGUAAGUAAAGCAGGAUGAGUUCAUUGGUUCAUCCCUGCCUUUUGCCUUCAUCAGCAAAUUCCAGUCCAAUGUGUACACUAUGCUUUACAUCAGUAGGGCAUGCAUGCGCUGUUAAGAGCGACUACAGUUCCAUUUGAUGGUUAGUACGAGCCGGAAUUUACAGUGGCCUCUGAACCUUUCAGGAGGAUCGGCUGACCCGAUAACCCGAUAACCCUUGGAUUGUUCAAGGGCUCACUGGUGCUGGGCACCUGUGUUGCUUGCCGUCCGACCAGUCGCAAGGCACCUGCGACACCUCAAAAGCAGGUCCCACCGAGAUUUGAACUCGGAUCGCUGGAUUCAGAGUCCAGAGUGCUAACCAUUACACCAUGGCACCGUCGCAUGGCUUCCAGAGACAGCUGUCGAACACGGUCUUACAUGCCAUCAACAUGUAUGGUUGUUACUGUGCACACAACAAGAGACGGUAGGCACUAAGAAAUACCAGUGAAACAGACGACCGCAUGAAAAAGCAACUUUAACUGGCUGUCUAAAGUAACGUGGUCAGCUACGAGGGCUGAGGCUGAGAGCAGCAUGUUCAUUCUUUGCUGAGAGCAACACGUGCAAAAAGCAGGAGUCAGAGGCCACACAAACGGCACCGUCUCAGUUUAGCGUGUCAGGCACGCCCGCCGUACUACGAGCACAGUGUUUUAUUGUCUUCAUGCCGCCUGCCGUGUAAAGACUUGAUGAGUAAUCUCUGUCAGCAUCAUGUGGCAGACAACAGUGGCAGGGAAAAGCACGUCAUGUCAGAAGUGGGAUUCGAACCCACGCCUCCAGGGGAGACUGCGACCUGAACGCCAGCAGCCGCUGGAUCGUCUGUUUAGAAUUCUGUAAUGUUGAAGAUUACGGCCAAUGGCAUCUCGCUAUUCCAACAUUCUCCAACAUUCUCCAACAUUCUGGACCAAUCGCGUUGGCGAAUUCUUCCCAGCGUUCAACAUUUGACCAAUGACAGCGCAGCAAUGUUAGAGCCGAGGGAGGCGGGGCGAGGGUAUCCUUUCGCCAUUUCGGGUCACUGUCAUUACGUCCGAAAUUUUCCACUCGCUACAUGUAUCGAAAUGGCAAUGUCUUCCAAGACAAAAUCGCACAAGGCAAUGUCCGACUCAGAGUGGAUGUCCCGUCUGAGAAGGUUUGCCAGCACUGGGUCCUGGCCUGCAGGUGAAGGCAACAGACCUGCUCCCAGGCAGAAGAAAUGGUUUGAGCUGUAUCAGAGGAUUGAGAAAUGUCCGAUGCAGACUCAUGGACAGAGGUCAUUGUUUGGGCAAGAGAGGAAGUGCCAAUGUGGAUUUCAUCAACCAAAGCCAUCCACACCAAGUGUUGCUCCGCGGACUGGAGGGCAACCAGCUGCAGCUGUGGGUCAAGUCCAAGGCCCUGUGGGGCAACAGAUUGCAGCAGCAGGGGACCCUGUCCAGAGGGUAGCAGCUGGUCCUCUGGUGGGUUCCGUAGCUGUUCAACAGGCUCCACCAUCCAGUCCAGCCCAGAGUGCUCCAGUAGUACCAGGACUGAGACCUGAGGGCCAAAAGACACGACCCAUUUUGAGUUUGGCAAUGUUUACUAAGCCAAGAUUUGGUGGAGCGCAUGUUGCUGCUGCAAAACCAAAUCUUAGCAAAGCCAGAAGAGUAACCAAGACCCAAAUCACAGUCACAGACCCUGCUGAGGAAAGUACCAGUGCUCCUUCCAGCACUCCUGUCUCAGCUUCAACUUCUCAAGCAGAGAGCCAGGCGCCAGCACCUGUCCCCAGUCCAGCACCUGUCCCCAGUCCAGCACCUGUCCCCAGUCCAGCACCUGUCCCCAGUCCAGCAGCUGUGGUUGCCACUGUGUCUUCUGCUGCUGACACUAGGACAGAAGCACCAGCUUCAACCUCCCCCCUGCCCCGUUUGUGGUCAGAAGGUUUGCCGCCCGAAGACCACAAAUGGAUUGAAAAAUCUAUCCUGAGGACGGGGCCAAAAGGGAGACUGCAGCUUCAGGACCAUCUGAAGCUGUGGCACUUUCCACCUCAGCCGAGUCACCUGUACAACCAGGCUCCAGCACCAGACCGCUUCUUUGCCCAUCCACUGUUUGUAUGGAUGCCAUACAAGUUGUGGAAGGUGAAAGUGGUCUGUCCUAAUGCAGCCUGUCAACAGCACCAACUCACAGGAGCAGGGCUGCAUAAGAGGGCACGGCGGGUCCUUGACGUGGACAGGACCUACAAUAUGGUGACAGAGACACUGACCUGCACCAAAUGUAGAGCCACCCACGUGUCUUGGAGCCAAACUGUCCUCAGGCAGCUGGACUUGGCUCACAGGUCUGAAUUCCGGGUGAUCCUGACCCAGAAAUAUGCCUGUGACAUCCGGGUGAUCCGCUUCCUGCGGGAGAGAGGUCUGGGUAACAGUCCAACACGGAUUGUUAAGCAGCUGAUGGAAAACCACUCUGAGGAGUGGCUGCAUCGGGUUGCCAGGUACACCACAGAGUGUGUGGACUUUCAGCAGCGCCCCGGACUGCUGCCCAUGACUUUCCCUGAGCCCCCUGAGCCUUCUGUGGUGCCAAGCUGCAAGUGGCUCCUGUCUGUCUACAGCCAGGACAUCUUGACAAGGCUCGAGGACAUCAAGGCCAGGAUAACAUCCACCUUUGGCACAAUUUUAAAGAUGGACUCGACCAAAAAGAUCACCAAGAAGCUUGCCGGCACGGCUAAAGGGACAGCUCUCUGGCUCACCUCCGUGGGGAAUGAGCAUGGUCAGAUUCUGAUCAGUGUGCUGACCGCUCAGGAGGGAGCUGGCCUGGACAUGAUGGCAGCAGACCUGGUACAGCGUUACCAGAAAGCUGGUGUCCAUCCCCCUGUUGCCCUGUAUGUGGACUGUGGCUGCUGCUCCAACGCUGGGGAGACCAAGCUGGAGGCCAGAUUCGGUGGGUGGCCUGACCUCAUCGUCAGGCUCGAUAUCUGGCACUUCAUGCGCAGAAUUGCCCUGGGAUGCGCAACAGAUGCUCAUCAGUUGUACCCAGUCUUUAUGUCACGCCUGUCAGCGUGCAUAUUUGAGUGGGAUGCAGCUGAUUUAGCUCUGUUGCGCGAAGCAAAAAAACAGCAGCUUCAGUCCCAGGGCAUGGCAGUCACAGAUCAGGACAUCAACAGGCAUCUGUCCAGGGGGGAGCUGGCCCUCCAUUGUCGGAGGAGAACCCGGGGUGAAGAGGCCACCACCCAGAUGCUGGAGGAGCUGCUGCAGGGGCUGACGGGGACCAGUGGCAACGACUCUCUUGGAGUUCCCCUGUUUGACAUGGACAGGAUGGAGCACAUCUGGCAUGUCCAAAGCAAGCACAUCAAAUGCAUCCAGGACCCGCCAGGAACCAGUGCCAACAGCCUGAAUUUUCAGGUUUACUUGCUUGAAGGACUCCAUAGGUGGAACCAGGACCGUGGUAGUGCUGCCCUGUCGGCUGGACCAUCUGCUUUCCGCAGCUACUCGGGUGACCUGCUUCACUGUGUGAACAGGAACUAUGAGAAGCUGUUUGGCAGGAAGGUGGUCCCAGAGUUCUGUCCACCCUCCCCUUACACUGGAGAGCUCAUAGGGCUGCAGUAUCUGUUCCGGCAGACUGGUCAGGCACUGCAGGAUAUGCACCCUGAUUCGGAGGAGACUGCUCAGAUGGUGGAGGAGCAUAAUGUGGAGGACAAUGAGGAGGAAGAUGAGGGGUUUGCCGAAGCAGCAGAGGACCCAACAGUGCUGGACCAGGAAGCUCUCCAUGCCCCUGCCACUCUGACUCCUGGCCUGAGCUCUAGUGUGUCCACAGCUCAGCUCACCUCCUCCACAACAGCUCCUUGCAGUUCCUCCAGCCAAGCUUCGAGCACCUCCUUCAUCCCAGCUCCUAGCACCUCCUUCGGGACAGCUCCCAGCCCACUGGCCAUAGCUCCCUCUCCUGGCCCAUCUGCAGUAGCCUCUGCUUCGUCAUCUCUGGUCUCAACUUCAUCCUCUGAGACUGGAGUUGAUAUGCAGCCUCAUGAUGAUGAUGUGGCUGUGGACGAGCAGAAUGUCCCUGGCUACCAGAACGUGGACAGACUCGCUGAGUUUUGGUGGAGCUUUGGAGUCAGACGUCCCUGUGUCUCACCAACCAGCAGGCCAGCACCAUCAAAGGCCUGUGGGACAGCCUCAACGAGCGGGACAGGCAGCGGGUGGUAUAUGCUGCUCGACACCAGGACAGGCUCCUGACUGGAAGGUUUAGAACA
This is a messenger RNA of Notolabrus celidotus (New Zealand spotty), 4460 nucleotides long. RefSeq lists its product as uncharacterized. The transcript has 14 exons. The record is from RefSeq and is a predicted model, not a curated record. The coding region runs from base 1108 to 4443 and encodes 1111 amino acids. NCBI's taxonomy places the organism in Eukaryota, Metazoa, Chordata, Actinopteri, Labriformes, Labridae.